Molecule: messenger RNA, 3761 nt
Organism: Salvelinus fontinalis (brook trout)
Lineage: Eukaryota; Metazoa; Chordata; Actinopteri; Salmoniformes; Salmonidae
Gene: tmem44
Product: transmembrane protein 44
Exons: 10
Coding region: 613-1953 (446 amino acids)
Source: RefSeq, a predicted model, not a curated record
UCUGCCCUCUCAUUGGCUAGAAUGGUCCCACCUGAUCUCACCUGCCUUCCAUCUUUGAGGACGGGCAUUUCCAUUGUUUGAGCUGUCACUCGAAUAUCAAUAUAAUAGACAAUCUUUGCUAUUGCUCACCUACAUUUUUUUUCGCAAGAGAACUGCCCUUUAUCUUUCAGUGUACAGCAGAAAUGUGUCUGAAUGUACCAUUAGAAAUGUGUUCCUUGGUUUGCAAUUGAUUUGCUUUGUUGCACAUGACUGGUGUACGCAAUUAUGUCCAAAGCGAAGUACAUUAAAUGUGCCUUAUAAAUUCUUUAAAAUGUGACUAUCAUAUUAAUAUAAAUUCAAUUGACCGACUUUCUUAUUACAUCUACCUCAAUUUUAUUUUAGGAAAGGCAUCAACAUGCCCUGGCAAGAUCUUGCGUUUAAAUUCGUAUAUUGAACCAGUGGUCUCUAUUGGGCAGCGCUUUUGUGAAGUAAAUUUGCAUGUGAUCAGGGCACAAUUGCGCACAUCUUUUACAUACCUGUGCUGGGCACCACCUGUCGCUCGCGCCACUGACGCAACUGGUCAUAUUUACCAUUCCAUAGAUUUGUAUUAGGUCAACGGCAUAGUUAGAAGAUAUGGGAGUGGAAGCACAGAGUGUCACAAAUGGACAAAGCAGAUCAGAAAGCCUGUCGUUUGACUUUACGUCGUGGUGGCGCCACGACAUUAUAUCGACCUGUUUUUCAAACAGACACAACGUUUGCAUCUCGACCGGACUCGUCUGUUUGUCGGUGCUUCUUUUGAUAAUAUCAUGUUUUAUGCUGGUAUGUCUGAGAUGCAGAGGCCGGGACAGGAAUUCCGGCAAGGAGGCAGGCUGUGUCCUCUACUGUUUCUUUGGCAAUUUGUGCAGCACCGUCGGGGCAGUUCUCUCCAAUCAACUGUCUAUUCAGGUCAUAAUGGGUGGUUUUAUGGCAGCUGUAGAAGUUAUUCAUUUCAUCUCCAUCUUCCCGAUAUUUUUGUGUUGGAACACCAGAGCAGAGAAGAGGCUGAGGAUGAUGAAGAGGAGGAGGAGGCAGAACUUCAUGGCCGUGUCUCUGCUGUUGGUGGUGGGUGGAGGGAGCUACCUAACCUCCAGGACCAGCCAUGGGCUUGUAGACAGACCUCUCACUGGGAGAAGACUUCUUCUCACUGACCUCCUGCAUGACCGUAUGGAGGUCCUGGGUUACAUUCUUGGUCUGCUCUCUUUUGUGAUUGCCUGGACCUCCAAGUUCCCUGACCUCUCCAGAGCACACAGAGGGAAGAGUUCAAGGGCACACGUGUCCUCGGGGUUGCUGUGCUCUUUGGCCGGUGCCCUCUACACCUCGGCCAUAUUACUUUACGACACCCAGUAUGAGUUUGUACUGAGAGCCAUGCCGUGGCUCCUGGCGUCAACGUGCUGUGCAGCCCUGGAUCUUGCUAUCGUGGUCCUGUCCUGGUGUAGGAAGGGUACCCCUGAGCAGCAGCCUGGAGGGGGUUCUCCAGAUACAGAGAGUCUCCUGGGCGGCUCCUCUCCCCCCACUCAGCACAACCCCAGUUGGAAGACAAAACAAAAACACCCAUUGGACUUGGGUGGAGCUCCUCUCCAGGUUCUCUCCAGUAAGAAUAAUCUAAAGUUUGCUGACAUGGGGCAUUACAUGGAUGUCAACAUUCAACCCGUGCGAAAGGUGUGUCUGAAGGAGGUGACUCUCUCUAGGGAGGAGGGGGUUUCAGAGAGCCAUCCCCUCAGGAGGACAGUAAGGGUAGUGAGAGUGGACGAACCCUGCACCUCCGAAACGUUCUCAGACUCCUCAUCCCUCAACUCGGAUCUGGAGUGGGAUUUUGAAGACGCAAAUGCACAGUGGAACAAACUGCAAAAAGAGAAAGUGGAUGGGUUUCCCCUGCAAGAAUGGCCAAAGAACCCAAGCCCAAAACCCAUCUGCAGCUGUGGUGGCAUCAUUUGACAGGCUGGGAAGCGGGUAUAAAGCAGAGUGGGUGAAGGUGAAGUGGCGUGAUAAUUUCAAACACUGGUGAAUGACCUGGUAACACUUCCUCAUUACAUCACAUGGUCAGAUCUGUGUUUGGAUUGCGAAUAAGAAAGAUAAUAAAAGUGCAAAAAUUGAUCUGCCAUCAAACUUUCUGUUUUUGUCAUGUCUUAUACUCAUUGGGUUUAAUAAGUUAUUGGUUUGUUGACAUAACAAUGUGGACAUUGAGCCAGCUGGUUUUAGUUUCAUGAAAGAUUCAAUUAAUGGGUUCAAUUACUAAUGGAUGCACUGUAUGGCAGUGCAUCUGAUUCUCUUUGUAAGUUUGUCAACUACAGAUGCUGUCAUCGCUACUCAGAUGCUCAGCUAGCCUCAGACAGCUUUCCUGUAAUGGGUUUGCACCACUCAUUAAACGGAUGACACCUAGACUCCUCAUCAGCUUGGCUUUUGCAUGGACUGCACUAAAUAACGGGACCCAUUCGGGAUGUGUCACCGUAGACCACCCUUAAUAAAACAAUAUCGCUCCAUGUCCGCCUCGGAAGGUCAAGGGUUCACUUCCUAGAUUUUCCUAGUCAGGCCAGGUUAUCAGGGCUGAACUGGAAAAGGCUCAGCAGACCUGAUUGGGGCCAGAUUAGAGGACAAGGGCUCCUCUGUCCUUCCCAGUAGCUCCCAAUCCUCUGCCUGUCUGGCCUGUUUCUCUAACUAGCGGAUAGUAUGGUGCCAGAGUUGUUUUAACUGAUGUGCAUUCAAGCGACUUCCCUGGGUUCUAAUAAAAGGACAAUAAAUAUAUUCAAGCAAAACUGUGAAGCACAUUCUUCACCACAUUACAUAUCCUUUGACAUGUCUGCUGAAGACAUUGGUCUGUGACAAGAAUGACUGGUAUCCAAGAAAUUGAUUAAUAUAUAAACAGAAAUAUAAAUGCAACAAUUUCAAUUUUACUGAGUUAGUUCAUAAGGAAAUCAGGCAAUUGAAAUAAAUUCAUUCACAUGACUGGGCAGGGGUGCAGCCAUUGGUGGGCCUGGAAGGGCAUAGGCCCACACACUGGGGAGCCAGGCCCAGGCCCAGCCAAUCAGAAUUAGUUUUACCCCACAAAAGAGCUUUUACAGACAGGAAUACUCCUCCAGUUUCAUCAGCAGUCUGGGUGGCUGGUCUCAGACAAUCCUGCAGGUAAAGAAGCCAGAUGUGGAGGUCCUGGGUUGGCGUGGUUACAUAUGGUUUGCGGUUGUGAGGCCGGUUGGACGUACUGCCAAAUUCUCCAAAAUGACAUGGAGGCGGCCUAUGGUAGAGAAAUCAACAUUACAUUUUCUGGCAACAGUUCUGGUGGACAUUCCUGCAGUCAGCAUGCCAAUUGCACAUUCCCUCAACUUGAGACAUCUGUGGCAUUAUAUUAUGUGACACAACUGCACAUUUUUGUGGCCUUUUAUUGUCCCCAGCACAAAGUGCACCUAUGUAAUUGUCAUGCUGUUUUAAUCAUCUUCUUGAUAUGCCACACCUGUCGGGUGGAUAGAUUAUCAAGGCAAACCAAAUUUGAGAGAAAUACACUUUUUUUGUAUCUUCUAUUUCAGCUCUUGAAACAUGGGACCAACACUUUACAUGUUGAGUUUAUAUUUGUUCAGUAUAAAUGGUAGGCCAAAUAAAUGCUUCAGAGUUCAAGUAACAGACAUCUCAACAUCAACUUUUCAGAGGAGACUGCGUGAAUCAGGCCUUCAUGGUUGAAUUGCUGCAGAGAAACCACUACUAAAGGGCACCAAUAAGAAGAAGAGACUUGCUUGGUCCAAGAAACACGAGCA